Messenger RNA from Sorex fumeus (smoky shrew), 1522 nucleotides. RefSeq names its product galactose-3-O-sulfotransferase 1 (gene GAL3ST1). Gene Ontology annotation, molecular function: galactosylceramide sulfotransferase activity. Gene Ontology annotation, cellular component: membrane. The transcript is spliced from 4 exons. The coding region runs from base 251 to 1522 and encodes 423 amino acids. NCBI's taxonomy places the organism in Eukaryota, Metazoa, Chordata, Mammalia, Eulipotyphla, Soricidae. Gene Ontology annotation, biological process: myelination; galactosylceramide biosynthetic process. The record is from RefSeq and is a predicted model, not a curated record.
GCGGCGGGGCGCCGGCAUGGUCCAGGCCGGCCCGAGCAGGGGGCCCAGGCGGGAACGCCCCGCCGCCUAGUCGGCGCGGCCCCAGGGCCGAGGCAGCCACGCCAAAGCCGAGGACAGCGGGGACGAGACAAACCUUGGUCCCCCAUCAUGACUCAUCAGCAUCCACGAGCUCUGGAGUUGGGCAAGACCGAGUGAGGACUCGGGUCCUGGUGGUCCAUGCUGGCUGUGUGACGUUGGGCUGGUGUCUGAGAUGCCGCUGCAGAAGAAGCUCUGGCAGUCCAUGGCCAAAGGGUUGGUGCUGGGCGCGCUCUUCACCACCUUCCUGCUGCUGCUCUACUCGUACGCGGUGCCCCCGAUGCAUGCCAGCCCUGCCUCCACGACCCCGGAGGGCGCCGCGUCCUGCUCCCCCGCCCCGGCGGAGCCCCAGCCGGGCCCGCCGGCCGCCAACGGCUCGUCCCGGGGCUGCCAGCCGCGGCGCGACAUCGUGUUCAUGAAGACGCACAAGACGGCCAGCAGCACCCUCCUCAACAUCCUCUUCCGCUUCGGCCAGAAGCACGGGCUCAAGUUCGCCUUCCCCAACGGGCGCAACGACUUCGACUACCCGGCCUUCUUCGCGCGCAGCCUGGUGCAGGACUACCGGCCCGGCGCCUGCUUCAACAUCAUCUGCAACCACAUGCGCUUCCACUACGACGAGGUGCGCGGGCUGGUGCCGCCCGGCGCCGCCUUCAUCACGGUGCUCCGCGACCCCGCGCGCCUCUUCGAGUCCUCCUUCCACUACUUCGGCUCCGUGGUGCCCUUCACCUGGAAGCUGGCGGGCGGCGACAAGCUGGCCGCCUUCCUGCAGGCGCCCGAGCGCUACUACGACCCCGCCGGCUACAACGCGCACUACCUCCGCAACCUGCUCUUCUUCGACCUGGGCUACGACAGCGACCUGGACCCGGGCAGCCCGCGCGUGCAGGAGCACAUCCUGGAGGUGGAGCGCCGCUUCCACCUGGUGCUGCUGCAGGAGUACUUCGACGAGUCGCUGGUGCUGCUCAAGGAGCUGCUGUGCUGGGAGCUGGAGGACGUGCUGUACUUCAAGCUCAACGCGCGCCGCGCCUCGGCCGUGCCGCGCCUGUCGGGCGAGCUGUACCGCCGCGCCACGGCCUGGAACCAGCUCGACGCGCGCCUCUACCGCCACUUCAACGCCAGCUUCUGGCGCCGCGUGGACGCCUUCGGCCGCGCGCGCAUGGCCCGCGAGGUGGCCGCGCUGCGGCGCGCCAACGAGCGCAUGCGCCGCAUCUGCAUCGCCGGCGGCCGCGCCGUGGACGCCGAGGCCAUCGAGGACGCGGCCAUGCAGCCCUGGCAGCCCCUGGGCGCCAAGUCCAUCCUGGGCUACAACCUCAAGAAGCGCAUCGGCGGGCGGCACGCGCAGCUCUGCCGCCGCAUGCUCACGCCCGAGAUCCAGUACCUGAUGGACCUGGGCGUCAACCUCUGGGUCACGCGCCUCUGGAAGCUGGUCCGCGACUUCCUGCGGUGGUGA